CUCCUGCAGCCCUAUUUCUCCUGCUUGACUCACCUGUCCAUAACCUGUAUGCUCAUGGGAAGUUGGGAUAUCAUGCAUUCGUGCUCUUGUGUGUGAGCGUCUCUGUGUGAGUGAAUGUGUUUGUUUUUUUUUGUCCGCCAGAGGGAGUGUAGGUUAUGCUGCUUUUUGAAUGCAUUUGAAUGCAGUGCCAGCUUUUAAUUAAAACGUGACUGUGAGUGGAUGGUGUCUGCUUGGUUUUAGAUCUGUGCAUGUAGUCAUUCUAGCUGUACUCACUUAAAAUGUGCAGCAUCCCUUCUGCACCGUAUCUUUACAUAUGCCUGUUUAUUAUCAGGCCACCUGUUUGACCUCCCAAAUAGUCUGAGAUAGAAGAAGGGGAAAAAAAGCUGCAGCAGGAUGAGUGAGCGCUCUGGUACAAGCACUCUGGUAGCCAUGACGCUGGAGGAGCCAGGGGCUGAACCAGCGUCCCCUCGAGCCCCGGGCCCUCUCCGAUGUGGCCCGUGUGCUGUGUGGCCUCGCCAGCAGACCUGGCUGUGUGCUGUACCCCUGGUGAUGGGAUUUGUAGGAUUGGGACUCAGUCUCAUGCUGCUCAAAUGGAUUGUGGUUGGCUCUGUGCAAGAUUAUGUCCCUACGGAUCUGGUUGAUCCAAAGAGUAUCAAUGGCCAGGACCCCAUAUUUCUCUCAAAGCCCAGCGCCAUGCCCAAGGGGCCUGACAUUUCCACGGCUACGACUUCUUUAGCUCCGUCUACUACAGCAAUGAUUUCAAUGACCACACCUCUUGCAGGAGAUGGUACUGCCCCAGCUCCAAGAACUCGAUCUGGUCCACCAGCAAACCACUCAGCAAAUGGCAGCAACCCCAACGGGGACGGAAAUAGAGCCCCUCACCUGCACAACCGAGUUGGCACCCGUAUAAGUGGGACUACAGUAACCACCUCCGCCACCCGUGCCACCCGUCUUACCCCUGCACCCAGUGGUAAGGAGGUCACGCCCCGCAGUAAUGUUAGGAAAGGAAGCAGCACAUCCAACGGACGCAAUGGAGCUGCCAAUUCAAAUCCUGGACAGACUUCUCCUACCGUCACCACCACGACAUCCACGACCACAACAGCUAUUUCUAAGGGCACCGCCAAGGUACCCCCAACAACGACCUCCCAGCCAGCAGUCCCACUGAAGCCCACAUCACGCUGGAAUCAGGGGCGUCCAGGGAGGGGUCCAGCCACACGCCCACACCACCGUUUCAGAACACACGGGCUGACGUCGGCCGUGGCUGCCGCAGACGGGCUAAUGUCGGCCCUGGCUGCCGCAGACGGGCUUACGUCGGCCCUGGCUGCCGCAGACGGGCUUACGUCGGCCCUGGCUGCCGCAGACGGGCUGACGUCGGCCGUGGCUGCCGCAGACGGGUUGACGUCGGCCGUGGCUGCCGCAGAUGGGCUAAUAUCGGCCCUGGAGGUCUACUGGUUGCUGCGGUCCUCUUGA
Molecule: messenger RNA, 1470 nt
Organism: Cyprinodon variegatus (sheepshead minnow)
Lineage: Eukaryota; Metazoa; Chordata; Actinopteri; Cyprinodontiformes; Cyprinodontidae
Product: pro-neuregulin-3, membrane-bound isoform-like
Exons: 2
Coding region: 394-1470 (358 amino acids)
Biological process (GO): animal organ development; intracellular signal transduction; nervous system development
Molecular function (GO): chemorepellent activity
Source: RefSeq, a predicted model, not a curated record